Molecule: messenger RNA, 1341 nt
Organism: Stegostoma tigrinum
Lineage: Eukaryota; Metazoa; Chordata; Chondrichthyes; Orectolobiformes; Stegostomatidae
Exons: 7
Coding region: 68-1015 (315 amino acids)
Source: RefSeq, a predicted model, not a curated record
CAAAUAGGAAAAGAAACCAACUCACGGACCUCAACAUUGAAAAAUCGGCUGAAAGUUUUGUUGGAAAAUGUUUGCUUCUCCAAUCCUUCUUGCAAUUGUUCUCUUCCAUGUUCUGGUCAAGACGCAGGAUGUAGAUGACUUGCCAAAGCCGGUUGUGUCUUUAAAUCCAUCAUAUGGGGAAUUUUUGGAAGGAGAGACAACAUUCGUGAGGUGUAGCUGUCAAUGUCCAGCCACAAGGACGCACUCCUGCUACAAUUCUGAAAUUAGUGACACAGCGGUUCCUGAAGGACAAUGUGAAACAUCUUUCCAAUUAAAACCCUUAAGGAGAGGUGAAGCAAGUUACAGCUGUGAAUGUUUAUUUGUGACGGAGAAUGGAACACGGAGAAGAUCAGGAUGGACUGAGCCCAUUCUGAUACAUGUCGGAGAUCACCUCUCCCAACCGACGAUCACACUCUCAGAUACCGGUGCCAGUUCAGCCAUGGGCGAUGUCGUGAUUUCCUGCAAAGGUGAGAUUCGCCCCGACGGAGGAAUAUUCUACUUGUACAACAGUCAGAGGGAAGGUUUUCGACAGCAACGUCAUGUGACUGGUCUUGAAGGUGCUGCAGCCUUUGCCAUUAAUGUCUAUGAACAUGCUUCUGGAGGAAACUAUACUUGUCGAUAUGAGACAAACGUUAAUGGACGCCCUGUCCUUUCCCCAUCCAGCCAAUCGGUUUCAGUCAAGGAGAAAGGAAAGUGGGAUCGUAAGUCGAAAGGUGCCCAGACGGGAUUCUAUCUGUAUGUUGGACUGGCUUGUGCUGCUGUGAUCAUUCUUUUACUUGCGCUGCUGUGCCUUAUAAUUAUCAAGAAAGAACGAGAUCACACUGCAGUGAAUUUGGUGCAUCUCUGCCUCAGUCUCUUCGUGCUCAUUGUGAUGGUGGGCAUCAUUGUCGAAUAUUUCAGAAGCAGCUUGCCACUGCCAGGGGACAGAAAGGAUCCGACAAAAUACACUGCUGGCGUCUCCACAACAGGAGUAUGAUGCUUGUUGGGAAUCGAAUCAGUUGCUGUUUCCAAUGUGUCUUCUGAAGAUGGGGUCUGAUUGUGUGCUUUCUGUCGCUCCCUGCCAAUCAUUCCAUACCUGCGGCUUCUCCUGAACUGCACAUUCUCUCCCACAUACACAGUCAGGAGACUGCAGAGCUUCUUAUCCAAUCAUACAGGAUGGAAGAGGCCCUUCAGCCCAUCAAAUAAGUACUGCCAAAUACAGCUCCUUUAAGGGAAAGACUUUGUCCGGUCCAGCCGAGAUGUGACUCCAGAUCCAUAACAAUGUACUUUCAUCCCAACUGCCCCUUUGGGCAAUUAGGAAUG